AGUAUCCGGAACUGCAAGCGGCCAAUUUGAAGCACCCUGAUAAACGUAACCUACAGUAGUUCCAAGAAAUUACACUAAUAAGUCAACGUAUUUAAAUGUUAGCGCGCGUUGCAUCUCUAACGUCCGGACCAUUUACUGUACACCAUCGACUCCGAUUGCAUGAUGGCCUUCGUCAACUUUGAAGUCGAGCCCGAGCUCAGCAGCGCCUCACUCGAGAAAGCAUCUCGCGAACUCAACGAGACAGACGAAAUUCGCGCUUCUAGAAUCUCCGAGCUGAAAGCUCGUGUUGAACAACAUGAAGACGAGCUGCUGAUUGACAGCAGAAGAGAUGCUUCCUUUCUAGUGCGCUUCUUGAGGGCAAGAAAAUUCGACGUGGAUCGAGCCUAUCAGCUCUAUGUCAAUUACUUUAAGUACAGGAAAGAUCACCCGGAAAUAUUUAAAGACAAGUUUACAGCUAGAGAUAUGAGGGAGGUUCUGGAGAUGGGACUCGUAUCGGCAGGGCCGAAAACUAAGGAAGAAAUUUAUUCGGUCGUGCUGUCAACACAUCGUUGUCCACAAUGCAUUUUUCGUGAUUACUUUACUCUCCUUUUCUAUGUUGGCAAUACAUCAAGCCUCAAUUUCACUCCUCUGGUAUUUGAACAUUUUGGAACAUGGGGAUCAGAAGCUACCAACUAUCUAAACAAACUAGCCAGAAGAUCAAGGGACAUUGAAGGCUAUACAAAUGAAGCUGACUUUAGAGGUUUUUGGAGAAAAAAUUUCUCAAUAAUAUUACAAGGAUGCAACGCUAGAGUCAUCCUCCACAAGCUGACACGUGUCUUCCCUGGAGAAGAAGAUGAGAACAUACACAAUAGAGACUAUCAAAGCCAACAAGUGAUCUGCUUUCAGACUGGCAAGUGGGAUUUGGACAAGGUCUCUGUCACUGACAUUAUACGUUGCUUGGCGAUGACCAUGGAGGCAGUGAUUGAGUCUCCUGAAGUGCAAGUCAACGGUGUUGUUGUUGUGGAGGACCAUGCUGGUAUGUCAAUACGUCAUGUUUUCUCCAUGGGUUCCUCGGACGCAAAGAGUGUGACACAGCUAAUGCAAGACGCGUUUCCAGCAAGACUCAAAGGAAUUCACAUUGUACAUCAGGGCUGGUUCGUACGCAUUUUGUUUGCACUCGUAAAACCAUUUCUCAAGUCUAAAAUGAAAGAAAGAAUCUUCUUCCACGGCACGGACUACGAAAAACUACACCAACUCGUAGAUCCAGCCAACCUACCAACAAGCAUCGGCGGUCAACUUGCCAACAUAGACCCGACAACGUGGGCACAGUACUUGUUGAAGAGAGAAAGUCAAGAGCUCUAGUGCAGUAGUAGAGAGAGCAAAUAUCUAGUGAGGACUUCGAGUACUGUACUGCAUACCUACUUAACUCGCGCUAAAAGAGGUGAUGACACCUUUGAAAUCGGACACGCGUGCGGUCUAGACCGUCCCACUUGAUUUAUAAAUAAUUUGAGUACCUUUAGUGCUCGUUUACGUUUAUACACCGAAAUA
Corticium candelabrum is the source of this 1527-nucleotide messenger RNA. Its product is annotated as retinaldehyde-binding protein 1-like. The transcript has 5 exons. Gene Ontology annotation, cellular component: membrane. The record is from RefSeq and is a predicted model, not a curated record. Bases 160 to 1341 code for a protein of 393 amino acids. Gene Ontology annotation, molecular function: phosphatidylinositol bisphosphate binding. NCBI's taxonomy places the organism in Eukaryota, Metazoa, Porifera, Homoscleromorpha, Homosclerophorida, Plakinidae.